UUGCGGGAUAUUGGACAUGAGCUAAUAAGUUCACGUUUAAUCAACUUGCAAACAGAUGAAAAUCGAAAGCGGACUUCCGAAUAAUUAUUUUAGAAAAUAUCGUAAGGCGCAAAGAACUCGGAAUUAGAACCAUAUUAAAUUCAAAUGAUGCGCUGUAAUGAUUCCGGAUUUUAAAUCUCUUUUUGGCUGCAAUAACUGUUCUAUUCAUUUCAUUUUUAGGGGUACAUUCUACAAUUCAAAUGUCAUCACGUGUUUUAUCCACUUUCAUAUCCACGCGAUCAUUGCCGCCUGGCAAAGGGCGGGAAAGUCUUUUUCUGCAAGGCUCUUUCAAUAUUCGGUAUUUUUUUUUUGUUUUUUUGGAGAAAAGGUCCUUUUCGCAUCGAGGACGGAAGAGUUUUUGAGCAUCACUUGAAGUAUUGUCGGAAAUACGUCUCUACGCCCGAGCGUGGUCCUCCUUACAAAAGAGGGGGAGAAAGGGAGUCUUCGUGACGGGCGGACCCGUCUCUCGAAAACGUUGUUGUCCGGGUGGUAAAAGUACUGACACGACUACACGACGUGUCCUCCUUGUGUAUAUAUAGGGGUGCCUGCCAAGAAGGUAUUGCAGUUCUCCAUGGAACGUCUGUAAGACAACAUCAUAGUGGAUAUCCAACCUUUUAAAGUUUCUUUGGUGGAGACAUUCAACCACUCAAUUGCAAGAAAAAAGAUUAAUUUAACAAGAAAAGCACUCGAUUGCAGCUGAUCGUGUCAGCGUAAAAAGAAGAAAAAUGAUAACAUUCGUACUUCUUACUGCUUUGGUGACGUUGUCCUCCGCCCAAUUUCAACCACAACCCAGCGGUCGGAUUCUAGAAUCACCGAAUCCAGUACUUUGCGCGCAGCGAACUAUCCAUCAACGAUUCAAUGGAAAAGGCUAUUACUUUUCAUGGGCCGAUCCGAGGACAGCUGGACAGGAGGUAGAUUGGCUGUCAGGUAGAAACUUCUGCCGACAACGUUGUAUGGACCUAGUUUCAUUAGAAACCUCCGCCGAGAACGAGUUCAUCAAGAGCCGCAUCGUUCAAAACAAGGUAAAGUACAUCUGGACCUCCGGUCGCCUCUGUGAUUUCAAAGGCUGUGACCGGCCGGAUCUACAGCCCCUUCACAUCAAUGGCUGGUUCUGGACCGCCGAGUUGCAGAAGCUCGCGCCGACCAACGAACGAAGUCAAAACGAUUGGUCUGAGAGUGGCGGCAUUGGCAAACCGCAACCUGAUAAUCGAGAAGCUCUUCAGGGCGGCGCUCCCGAAAAUUGUCUUGCAGUCCUCAAUCAAUUCUACAACGAUGGAGUGAAUUGGCACGACGUGGCAUGUCAUCACAAGAAACCAUGGGUCUGCGAGGAUAACGAGUCCCUUUUAAGAUAUGUUCGCUUUAACAAUCCUAAUAUUCGUAUAUAAUGGAAAAAAACUUGGAGCAAUGAUAGCUUGGUUUGAAUAGGUUUAAGCACACCUAUAAAGUUACAAUGUUCAAAAGCGCAUCUAUGUGACACGCCAGUGAAGCGACUGAAUAGUAUAUAGAACAUAUUAUUUAUUACUAUUGUAUUUAAUACUUCCAUACUCUCAUUUGCCCAAAAAGCAUAAAUUGUUUAAUGGAAACUUUAUGCAUGUUAAUUUCAGAAAAUAUCACUAUUUAUAUACCUAGAUAUAAUCAUAGAUACACAUGAAAAUUUAUAUUUAAU
Molecule: messenger RNA, 1705 nt
Organism: Cyphomyrmex costatus
Lineage: Eukaryota; Metazoa; Arthropoda; Insecta; Hymenoptera; Formicidae
Exons: 5
Coding region: 765-1424 (219 amino acids)
Source: RefSeq, a predicted model, not a curated record